AUUGCCUUUACGCUUGAUAACCUCUCCAACCUCCUCAAUUCCUACAACCCUACCGCAGACAACCUGGACAAGUCACUCUUCUCGGCGUCCUCGCCUUCGGGCAACUACCAUUAUAGUCCCCGCGUAGCGAGACUUGGACCAGACGCUUCUUCUGGUCUCAACCAGCUGUUCGAAGAUGCUUCUGCUUCUUCUGCCCAGCACGCGUACCGGUCGCACCUCCAGUCAUACCAUCCGUCUCGGCACUCUGAUCCUGUUUCAAAUGAUGAUGUAGUUCCUCCUUGCACGCUUCCUCAAAGCGCUGAUGUAUCCCGUCCUGUCUCGUCCUCGCCCUCCUCUGUCGAGGCUCAUCUUCCCUCCUUCCCUCCACCACGCAGCGCGCCUCAUCAUCAGGACACGUUUGCGCCCCCGGAGCCUUCCAUUGAACCCAAUAUGGAUCGGUACUCGAUGACAAACCUUACAGAUCGCUACUUACGGGGUCCUAACAAGACAGCACUUGGACACUACCCUCAACACGAUCAGCGUCGUAUGUCUGAGCCCUCCGUCCACGGCCCCGUCUAUAACGGUCAUUCUGCCCCAGCCGUCAAUAUCGCAGGGUCUGGGCGCUAUCAGCAACUACAGCAUGAGUUCACACCUGUGCACACAUCACCACGGUCAUAUGAGAGUUACAUUACAUCCAACCUUCACCGUACGCUCAGCUCUGGUGAUCAAUCGGGAUCGCCAUGGAAGGAGGAAGAACAGCCCAUCGCUCUCCCGUCUUAUACAGCUACUGGCUUCGAAGAGCCUAUAUCUCCAUUAAAUGCGACCUUUUCUGGUGGGGAAGGCUCCCCCGGCCUCACUCUUGCCGGCGUCGGCGCCUAUCCAACAUACACCGAUGACUACGGACCGUCACCACCAGGUACGGGUACGUCAACGUCCUCCAGCGUGUUAGGCAACCGCUCGCUGGCCGAUCAAAAGUCUCACCAGCACCAGCACUCUGGCAGCAGCGGCUCUGCAGGAGGGACGCCAAAUAGCAAGCAGUACUCGUUCGUUGCACUUCCCGGGAAUGCCGUAAGGAAACGCCCACGCCGCCGAUACGACGAGAUUGAAAGGCUGUAUCAAUGCUCGUGGCCUGGCUGUACCAAAGCGUACGGAACCCUUAACCACCUCAACGCACAUGUCACGAUGCAGAAGCACGGUUCGAAACGAAGUCCUAACGAAUUCAAAGAGCUUCGCAAGCAGUGGCGGAAGGCAAAGAAGGAGGAGGCCGAAGCUCGCGCUCUCAGGACUGCCGCCGCUCAGGACCAUUUCCACAUCUCACGAGGCUCUUUUGACCUGCAGUCGUAUGACAUGCACCACCAACAGCAACUUCAGAUGGGCCGAAUAGACAGGUACGGCCAACAUUUGGCGCAAAACGGCGACUAUCACCACGACCAGGCCGACGAAUACGGUCUACCUACUGCUCGGGAAGGCAUGUUUGUACGCCGUGAUCACUUUGGUGCCUUUGAGCCCAGCUACUCCUCCAUGCCUGGCCAGCAACUUCAAUAUCCUUCCGCGGACCCCUCGAACGCCGUCUUGAACCGACUUCCGCCCGAUAGCACUCUCCUAACACCUCUUCCUGGCUAUGAGUCCAACCCCAUGGCCAACGACGGCAGUGACGUUUAUUUGGGUGGCAGCUACGAGCUCUAUUCGAAUGAUGCUCGCCCCAGCUCCCGUCAUGACUCUCUCAACGGUUAUCCUGUCGACCGGAGACAUAGCCUGUAUUCGGGAGACAGCAGGCCGCGUUCAGGACACGCCGAUAUUCGGCCCCGCGACGGGUACGGCCAAAUCUGAAUGGCGGCAAUAUGAUACCCCUAUGGACUGGACCGCCUUCAUCAGCACCCGCCCGACGCGAGGUUCAUGGUCAAAUUUACAACCAGUCCACACUUUGCAACGUGCUUCUCUAUCUCGCAUCGAUCUUUCCGGCUGCUAGCGCCGCAAUUCGUAUUCGCCGCGUCACACUCUGUCAAUAUAGUUAUUUUACAUAUGAUCUCAUUACUGUAUACAGUUUUCCUAUAUUCUCUACCAUGACAAGCCUAGCUUAUCACCACAAUACUGCAGUUGUCUCUGUACAGUAGUCUAAUU
Molecule: messenger RNA, 2100 nt
Organism: Coniophora puteana RWD-64-598 SS2
Lineage: Eukaryota; Fungi; Basidiomycota; Agaricomycetes; Boletales; Coniophoraceae
Exons: 2
Coding region: 430-1809 (459 amino acids)
Biological process (GO): regulation of DNA-templated transcription
Source: RefSeq, a predicted model, not a curated record